This is a messenger RNA of Fusarium fujikuroi IMI 58289, 669 nucleotides long. Its product is annotated as related to magnesium dependent phosphatase. The transcript has a single exon. NCBI's taxonomy places the organism in Eukaryota, Fungi, Ascomycota, Sordariomycetes, Hypocreales, Nectriaceae. Gene Ontology annotation, molecular function: acid phosphatase activity. The coding region runs from base 1 to 669 and encodes 222 amino acids. The record is from RefSeq and is a predicted model, not a curated record.
AUGCCAAAGAAACUCUCUAAAAACCCGCUCCCGCCGAGCACCUCAACUCUCUCCACAAUCUCAACAGCAUCAACAUCAUCCACCGCCCUCCCAUCCUCCCUCGCCGAUCCCUCUCUCCCACUCCCCAAGCUCAUCGUCUUCGAUCUCGACUACACCCUCUGGCCAUUCUGGGUAGACACCCACGUAACACCGCCCCUAAAACCCAACUCCUCACACACAAGCGCCACAGAUCGAUACGGCGAAGACUAUGGUUUCUUCAGCGACGUCCCCGCCAUUCUCCACGCUUUACCACGCGCCGGCAUAAAAAUCGGCGUGGCAUCGAGAACUUCUGCACCGAGCCUUGCGCGCGAUUUGCUAAAGAUGUUACAUAUCACUGGACCGGAGGGUGGAAAGCCAAAGAAAGCGCUAGAUGUGUUUGAGGGUUUGCUUGAGAUUUAUCCUGGGUGUAAGAUUAAGCAUUUUGAGAGCUUGCAGAAGAGGACGGGGAUCAAGUAUGAGGAUAUGCUGUUCUUUGACGAUGAGCCGAGGAAUAGAGAUACGGAGAGUUUGGGGGUGACGAUGUGUCUUGUUAGAGAUGGGGUUACGUGGGGGGAGCUUGAGAGGGGGGUUACGCAGUGGAGGAAUAGAAGGGGAUAUAUUACAAGACCAGAGGUUCCAGAGAUGGGAUAG